AAAGAGACAUCACCAAUUAUAGGGAACCUAUUGACUCUGGCUGUGUCUUGUGAGGAGCAGUACGUCCUGACACUUCUCCUUAAAGUGUGGUUUGGAAUGGACUUCAGAUCCAGCAAUCUCUGGAUAUAAGGAUGAAGUGACUUCACAGCUUUAAAAAAUUUAACCUAUUAAAGAAUCAGAUUCCUGAUCGCCGAAAGGUAGGAGAGACUCCCAAGAUCGCAAAUGGCUGAAAGAACUAUAUGCACUGACGCAACCUCAGGAAACACCAAGAUGGCUGCCAAGCGCAAAGGCGGCCUGAAGCUAAACGCAAUCUGUGCCAAGCUCAGCCGCCAGGUUGUCGUUGACCACAAAGGACCUGAGCAAGCGCAAACCGACAAGGCUCCCCAGGGGCAGGGUGGCACCUGUGGCAGCAGCAAGGAGCUCCCCCAACCUGGGGGGAAGGAGCCGGGGGCCAAGUUUCCGGAGGGUGCUGAGCGCGUGCAGAAGAUUGAGGAGGACAAGCGGAGGGAGGUGAUUGAGAAGUGGGUGAAUGGGGAGUACAGCGAAGAGGCCUUGCUGGGGCGAAUCGAGAGGAAGGAAGGCAAAGUCUCAGAGGGUGCUGAGGGGCCCCCCGAGGGCGUGUACAUGGUGCAGCCCAAAGGCUGCAGUGACGAAGAGGACAACGGGGAUGAGGCUGAACCACCGCGAAGCACGCAAGAUGGCAGCUUCCUGGAUGAGCGGGAUUCAGACGGGUCCCCCUUGAAGGAUGAAGGCUUCCGCCCCUCCCGCAGUGAGGUGGCCGCCAAGCUCAGUGGAGGAGCUCCCUUGGGGGAGGCUUCGUCGCUGGGGGAGUUUGCCGCCAACACCGUGACUGAGUUCUUGGGCAUGUUUGGCUACGAUGACCAGAACAUGCGGGAUGAGCUGGCUCGCAAGAUCAGCUUCAACAAGCUGAAUGCUUCUACCUCCGAGGCCGCCACUGCCUCCGUCGCCGCCUCCCUUGCCGGCGAGGACGCCAUGAGUAAGAGAGCCCGCUUCUCCAAGUACGAGGAGUAUAUCCGCAAGUUGAAGGCUGGGGAACAAGUCCCAUGGCCAAUCCACCAAGCCAAGGCCGAGGAAAUAACCAGCAAACUGGGCAAAGAAGCUCCCCCAGGUCUAGGACAACCAAUUCGGUUACCAGCUCCCGAAGCCUCGCUCCUGCCGGAGACAAAAGCAACCAUUUUGCCCUUACCCUCACCCAGCAGUUCCCAGAUGCAAGGGCUGAUGUCCCGGGCCUCCAAGUACGACUUCUUCAUCCAAAAGCUGAAGACGGGUGAGAGCAUCAGGCCUCAGAAUGGCAACACCUACAAGAAGACCUCCAAGUACGACCUGGAGAAUGUCAAGUACUUGCAUCUUUUCAAACCAGGGGAAGGAAGCCCGGACAUGGGUGGGGCUAUUGCCUUCAAGACAGGCAAAGUGGGCCGUCCUUCCAAGUACGAUGUAAAGAACAUCCAGAAGCUCCCCCCGGUCAAAGCUCCAACACCCACCUUAGGCACCACUCCCUUGGCAGCUACCCCCAGCACCACCUCAGUGGCCGGACCAGAGCAGCCAGCCUCGUUGCCCUUCAACACUCCAGAGUACCUGAAGUCUACCUUCUCCAAGACGGACUCCAUUACAACUGGAACGGUUUCUACUGUUAAGAACGGAUUAACCACUGACAAACCAGCUGUCACCGAAGAUGUAAAUAUUUACCAGAAAUAUAUUGCCAGGUUUUCAGGAAGCCAGCACUGCGGACACAUUCACUGUGCGUACCAAUACCGGGAACAUUAUCACUGCCUUGACCCGGAGUGCAACUAUCAGAGAUUCACAAGUAAGCAAGACGUGAUCCGGCAUUACAACAUGCACAAGAAGCGCGACAAUUCCCUUCAGCAUGGCUUCAUGCGUUUCAGCCCCCUGGAUGACUGCAGCGUUUACUAUCAUGGCUGCCACCUGAAUGGGAAAAGCACACACUACCACUGCAUGCAGGUGGGCUGUAACAAAGUUUAUACCAGCACCUCUGAUGUGAUGACCCACGAAAACUUUCACAAGAAGAAUACGCAGCUCAUUAAUGACGGAUUCCAGCGGUUCCGGGCCACGGAAGACUGUGGCACUGUGGACUGUCAGUUCUAUGGACAGAAGACCACCCACUUCCAUUGCAGGCGGCCUGGCUGCACGUUCACCUUCAAGAACAAGUGCGACAUCGAGAAGCACAAGAGCUACCACAUCAAAGAUGACGCCUAUGCCAAGGACGGCUUCAAGAAGUUCUACAAGUACGAGGAGUGCAAGUACGAGGGCUGCGUCUACAGCAAGGCCACCAACCACUUCCACUGCAUCCGACCGGGCUGCGGUUUCACUUUCACCUCCACCAGCCAGAUGACCUCGCACAAGCGCAAGCACGAGCGCCGGCACAUCCGCAGCUCGGGGGUGCUCGGCCUCCCUGCCUCCCUCUUGGGGGCCAAGGAUAAUGAGCAGGAAGAUUCCAGCAACGACGACCUCAUUGACUUCUCAGCCAUGAGCUCUAAGAACUCCAGCCUGAGUGCCUCCCCCACCAGUCAGCAGUCUUCCGUCUCUUUGAUUGUUCCAGGGGCCCCCUCCACUGCGGCAGAACUGGCCCCCUCUCAGGCCUCCAGCAAACCCACCAAUAGCAUGCCAUCGGCCUCUAAAAUAUCUAGUCUGCUGUCCCAAACCCUUCCUAGCAAUAUACCCUUGGCCUUGGCACUCUCCAACGCAGCGCUUCCUGGAUCGGCAGGCUCCUAUUUUCCCAUCAUCCCUAGCCGCGUUUCCACACCGCUGCCCACCAGCUCCGCUAGCUUAAUAGCUGCCGGUCCGUCAAACACCAACUCAGCAUCCUCUGCCAACUCCCCUUCCCAGGCCAUCUCAGGUUCCAGCGAGGCAGCAGCCACCUCUCUUCCGACUCCAGGGGCAUCCAUAACGGAGAGGAUCUCUGCCAGCAAAGGCUUGAUCUCACCCAUGAUGGCCAGGUUGGCUGCAGCAGCACUUAAGCCCUCCGUGGCCGUGGAAGCAGGGAACGGGCAGCUGACCAUCCCUGGCCGAUUUAACCCCGCUCAGCUAAAACCAGAGACCACAGAAAGUCCACCGUCUUCAUCCACCGUGACCCAGGAUUCCUUGCAGGAGCACAGCCUGGACCUGAGCGUGAAGGAUCAUGGUAAUGAAUCAAAUGGCCACACAGUCUCGGCAAAUUCAUCUCUUUUAUCCUCGCUUAUGAAUAAGAUGUCUCAGACUAAUCCCAACCUCGGCAGCCUUCUUGGCUUGAAGGCAGAAGCUGACGGCAGCCAACCAGGGGCAGCAGGGGAGGCCUCGCAGUACCUGGGCAAGGCAGUCAAGGCCCUUGUCCAAGAGAAGCUCUCUGAGCCCUGGAAGAUGUACUUGCGCAGGUUUGGUACAAAGGAUUUCUGUGACGCACACUGCGACUUUCUCCACAAAGUGCAUUUCCAUUGUGUGGUGGAAGAAUGCGGAGCCCUCUUCAGCACCUUGGAUGGCGCCAUAAAGCAUGCCAAUUUCCACUUCCGAACAGAGGGCGGAGCUGUGAAAGUCAACUCUGAGUUGUCCUUUCCAUCUGCUGUGGAGACCAAGACCUCCUUAGCCCCCUUGUCGCCAUCCACUUCCGCCACAAUGGCAAAUACCUCUGCCCUGGACGUGGCCCCUCCAAAUGCGGCUUCCGUGCCCUCCGCUUCCACACUCCUUGCUUGGAAACAGCUGGCUUCCACCAUGUCUCAGAUCCCAGCGUCAGUGCCUAACCUGGCAACGUCACCCUUGGCGACCACUUCCCUUGAGAAUGCCAAGCCUCAGGUCAAGCCCGGAUUCCUCCAGUUCCAGGAGAAUGACCCUUGUCUGGCAACAGAUUGCAAGUAUGCCAACAAAUUCCACUUCCAUUGUCUCUUUGGGAAUUGCAAAUACGUGUGCAAAACCUCUGGGAAAGCGGAGUCCCACUGCUUGGACCACAUCAACCCCAACAACAACCUGGUGAAUGUGCGAGACCAGUUUGCUUAUUACUCCCUGCAGUGUCUCUGUCCAAACCAGCACUGUGAAUUCCGAAUGCGGGGGCAUUACCACUGCCUUCGUCCCGGCUGCUUUUUUGUGACCAACAUCACCACCAAGCUGCCCUGGCAUGUGAAGAAGCACGAGAAGGCCGAGCGGAGAGCAGCCAACGGCUUCAAGUACUUCACAAAGCGUGAGGAGUGUGGCAGGCUAGGUUGCAAGUACAACCAAGUGAACAGCCAUUUCCAUUGCAUUCGUGAAGGCUGCCAAUUCUCUUUCCUACUGAAGCAUCAGAUGACGUCCCAUGCUAGGAAACAUAUGAGGAGGAUGCUGGGGAAGAACUUUGACCGUGUUCCCACUCAGGUUAUUGGACACACUCCAAGGAAUGCAAACCUCCCUCAAGUCAGUAACAUGGCACCUAGCCUAGCAUCGUCAAGGACUCCUGCUUCCUUUCAGGGACCCCAAAGCGUGAUGGAUGCAGAAACGGACGAGUACAUUGACUACACAGGAUGCAGCCCCGGCGGCAUUUCCUCUGAAUCGUCCAACAUGGACCGUAGCUGCUCCAGCACUCCAGUGGGCAACGAAAGCACUUCGGCAGGCUGCCUGGCUGCUCCUCUUCCUGCUGCUGCCGCUGCUGGCGAUGACGUUAGCCACAAUGCACCACCACCACCACCUCUGCCUCCAUCUUUCUCACAAGCCCUGCUCAGGUCUCCCCUCCCUUCCCUCCCCUACCUCUUCUCUCCAUCUUGCGUCUCAUACUCUCUGCUAAGUGCCACUCUGGGAUCCAGCAGGGGCAUUGUCAUGCCUGCCACCAGCUCGACAGGGUUCUCACCCAUCAUGGCCACUCCAGCUCCAGUCAAAAGCGAUGUCCCUCUAGUUCAGGAUGCGGCAGGGAACACCAUCACCAUGCCAACUGCAGCUGGGGCCAAGAAGCGCUUCUGGAUCAUUGAGGACAUGUCGCCAUUUGGCAAGCGACGCAAAACCGCAUCCUCCCGCAAGAUGCUGGACGAAGGGAUGAUGCUGGAGGGCUUCCGGCGUUAUGACCUCUAUGAGGACUGCAAGGAUUCCAGCUGCCAGUUCUCUCUGAAGGUCACCCACUACCACUGCACCCGGGAAAACUGUGGCUACAAAUUUUGUGGCCGUACUCACAUGUACAAGCACGCACAGCACCACGACCGUGUCGACAACCUGGUGCUGGACGACUUCAAGCGCUUCAAGUCCUCCCUCAGUUGCAACUACCCCGACUGCCAGUUCUCGGGCAACAGCACGCACUUCCACUGCCUGCGCUGCGGCUUCCGCUGCACCGACAGCACCAAAGUGACAGCCCACCGUAAGCAUCAUGGCAAGCAGGAUGUAAUCAGCGCCGCUGGCUUCUGCCAGUUCAGUUCCAGUGUGGACUGCGAGGUGGCUGACUGCAAAUACAAACUCAAGUGUUCCCACUUCCACUGUACCUACCCGGGUUGCAAGCACACGGUGGUGGGCAUGUCACAGAUGGACUCGCACAAGCGCAAACAUGAGAAGCAGGAGCGAGGAGAGCUGCCGGCCAUCUCUCCAGGCCCUGAGGGCCUCCCUCACUCCACGCUGGAGUAUGACACGCAGAACUCUUCUGUCAACCUGGACAGCUCUCUCAACCUCAGCACCGAUGCAAACACCUCCCUCUUCUUCCUGCAGAAUGCUGCUGGUGUGGGCCUCAAUGACUCCCUGGACCUUAGUCAGAAACCACCAGAGGUAGGAAGCGGCACGCCUUCUCCCACAGGAGAGCGCAUGGCCCCCGGAGAGCAUGAUCAGGUACCAGCUAGCUGUGGCAACAUGGAGGAGGAGGAAGAGUCUUCCCAUGACGAGGAAGAUGACGAGGAGGAAAUGAAUGAGGAGGAGGAAGACGACGACGAUGACGACGACGACGAAGAUGAUGAUGAAGAGGAGGAUCUGAACACAGAUUCCGAAGAGUCGCUUCCUGACGCAGAGGGCUUGCCUGCUAAAGACGUUAGGGAACUGGGAGAGGCCGUUUCUCCUUCUGCAAACCACAGCGAUUCUUCCAGGCCCCUUGGAGAGCAAGCCCCAACGCUGGCUGCCCCUGAAGCCUCCACCUAACCUACAGCAGCAACAGCAGGAUUUGGGUCUUUUUUUAAAAAAAAAACACCUGACUUGAUAGUGGACCCCACUAUGUGAGGCAAGAACAAAUGCUAGGAUGGCAAAAGAGACAUCCCAACGUCACCCCAGAACACGCACAAGAGCGGGAGGAAAGAAAGCCUCGGACCAGAUGAAGAAAGCCUUGUGCCCAUGAGAGGGGUGGAGGGGGGCAGAGGAGCCGUCUGUUGGGACGCAGCACGUGUUUACAGGGUGGCAGACGGCAAAUCACUUUACUAUUAUGCAGAUAGGGUGGGCCAUAGAGAAGAUUGAUGUGCUAACCAUAAGGGCAACUGUUCCCCCCCCCUUCCCAAUGCUUGUAUGGGUGGGGGGAGCAGAGUUGUUUAUUUCCCUCCAACUCCUAUUUUAUUUUCUUGUUCUCAUUUGACCUUUUAACACUCCUCCCAUUCUCAGGGAGAGGGGGCAGCUAGCAUCCGAUGGUGAAUAUUAGGGAUAAUGAUAAUAUAUAUUUGCAAAUAAGGAUUUGGUUCCUCUGAAGCUACGAGCUAAGUUCUUUGCCACCUGAGGGGGGAAAUUAGGGUUGGGGUGGGUGUCAGUAUCACUCAUACUUCUAUUUUGUUUUCUCCAGCAUCAAAUGAACAGGAGAAAUGUGGGUCUCAGGCAGUUUGGGUUGGUUGGGGAAGGGGUAUUUAUUAUCAACUUUAAAAAGAGAGAGAAAGAGAAAAAAAGCAUUAAUUAAUUGAACAGGGCUGGGAAUGGGGACACUUCUCUGUUCUUCCAGAUCCUCUUUGUUAUUAAAGAAAAUAAUAAUAAUAAUUAAUAAUAACUUUUUUUAAAGAAAGAAAACUAUUUAUAUUGCCAGACUCCCAUCCAUGUGGAACAGUCCGGAGGGGGGGGGGGGUUUGACAGGGUGGAGGAGUAUUCUACCUAGUGGUAAUGGCAGAAGGGGUAUGGGGUAACAGUGAAAAGAUUCCUUGCAGAGCGGUUUGGAUUUAACCCACCCCAGCCCAAACACCAUUGCCCUGAGCAUGUUCUCGUUUUUCCUCUCCCUGCUUCAGAGCCAAAUCCCUCCAAUUCUGUACUUGGGGCAGGAUAUGGAUUGGGAGGGCCGGGGGGGCGGAGUGCUCAGGAUUUCAUGCUCUGCCUUGCUGCUAACGAAAGGUGAGGAAAGAGAGCAGCAGUACCUCAUAGUGGGCUUUUCUGGCCCUUGUCCCUGAUGAUGGUUUUAUGUAGCUAUGAUAGGGAAGCAAUCCUUCUGUCUCUGGCUGCGGUCUCAAUUUUUGGACACCGCUUAAGUAUGUUUUGUGAAGUCAAAAAAGCAAGCAAAACCUUGCACUGUUUUAACAGGAACAGGGGGGGGGGGUUCAAACCUUCCAGAUCCCCUCCUUGGGCAUACUUGGGCCUCUUUCUUUAGAAUUGGGACUUGAACACUAUACCAUUCUGAAUCCAAGGAUGGAGAUGCUCCUUUGCCCUUGUGGGGCGGCGGUUAUCCCAAGUUGCAGUUCAUGGAAAGUGAGAGGCCUGGUUGCCCUCUGUAAACACAGCUGUGUGGCAAACAAAAGAGGAAUCCCUGGGCUGAAAGCUCAAUCCCACGGCCACAAACAGAAUCCAGGCACGUCCUAAAUAGGAAAUGUGUUAGAUCUCCAAAGAAGUAGUUGUGGAGAAAUUGACUCCCUGGGUCCCCAAAGGUUCUUUUGCUUUCCAGUACUUGGUGGUUUCAGUUUUGAGUUGUUAAUGCCUAACCAAGCCAGUUAAGCAGUAAUAGCUAUGGGGGUCUUGUCCAGUCCACUUGGUACAGCUCUCACUAUUGAGCAGCAAGCAAUUUUGAAUUCAGAUUUUAAUUAGGUAGACCCUUUUUUUGAAAAAAAGAAAAGAAAAAAAUGGCCACUGAUGGCCACUUAAUCACAUGACCUUCUCCCUCUCCAAAUUCCAAAUAGAUUUGUCCGUGUGGCUUUUUAUGUGCACAGGGUGCUAUUUCUGUUUGCUCUAAAUUUUGUUUUGGGGCGGUGGGGCAUCUAUUUUUCUGGCACCAGCUGGAAAUGUCCUGAACUCCCAGUUCCAUAGCUGAAAACAGAACAAAUAAACAAAAGUGAACUAAGGAUGAAUCUCAAGAUCAUUUUUGACCGGGUGAAUCAAUAGCCACCACUUUGUGCACACAAAAAGGCAGAAUUUUAAAAAAAAGUUUAAAUAGACUCACCAAGAGUUGACUUUUUCCUCAAUUUUGGCAUUGGGAAGUGGUUUUCUGAUGUCUGGCAAAGGUCCCGCCAUUCUCUUCCAGCAUAUGGCAACCUCCGAUUUUAUAGAAACUACUGAGGUUUCGACAUCAUGCCAGUUAAGUAGGGGGUAAAUAUCAAGUCACCAACUUCACAAUGUCAAAAACAGUGGAGAGAAUUGGCAGUUAAUGAGAUUUUAUUCCAUGUCCUUAAUCUCUCAGAGGGACCCUGGUCUCGCUGAAAGUGGAGCCAAACGAAAGACUUGUUAUAAACAGUGUAAUAAAUAUAAAUAAAAUAAACUGGGAGAGGAUAGGGAUGAACAGCGGAGGAAGUCGAAGCAAGAUUUCAAAGCACAUUUCAUCCCAUGUUUCUUAGGUACCAUGCAUAGGGGUGCUAUCAGGCUCUACUGCACCACCUUGCAGUAAUAAGUUUGGGAAAUAUUGGGGGCAGGAGGCAGUACUUAAGCCUCGGGUGUAUAUUGGUAGAUGUUCUGGCAUCACUUGGAUAGCAUCUGACAACCUACAAGGCUAAAGAGUUGGCUGUACUUGUGUUUAGGUGGGACUUGACAACUCUCUGGCACCUUUAACAGACGAGUAGACCCAUAAGCCUUGGCAUUAGGAGCUCCCACUCAGAUCCAAUCACUCCCAGCUAGCAACAAAAGGGAGAGGGGCAGAGCAGAGGCCCAUAUAGAUCGGGGGGGGGGGGGGGGGUCCAUGUGGUUUUUUCAACCUCUCCUCUCAAGUAACCACUCUGCCCAUCCAAAACACCUGACGGUCAAAACAAAUGCAGUAGUUUCCUCCCCCAUUUCCAAAUCUUCUGCUUGUUUUUUCCCCCUGCGCUUCCAAAAUAAUGAAAUGAAGUGUUUUUAAGAGUCUACCUAAAAAUAUGAUCCACUGCCCUCUAAGGGCCCUGAUUUAGGAAGAAGCACUUAACAGUCCUUGGCUCAGAGGGUGAAAUUAAGAACAUGCUUAAAAACUGCAGCAAGUGUGAUGGAUCUCUGCAAAGGAGGAGCAGGCCACCAAUUACAGCAAGGCAUUUAAGGGUGAUUAACGUUGUCAAGCAAUAAGCCACAGUGUUGCAUCCCAUCCUGGCCACAGUGUUGCAUCCCACGGGAGUUGCAUCCCACGGGAGUUGCAUCCCACAGUGUUGCAUCCCAUGUCCUUUGGCCCUAGAGAACGUAGCAUGAUUGACUUCGCAGGCCACAAACCCAUCCUGUGCCAUCAGAAGGGAGGGGCAUCAUGUGAACAUGCUGCUCAGUCACCUGGUUGGAUGCAUGACAUCCCAAGGCACAGCAUCUGGGAGGGACGCCAGGAGAAGCAACAGCCAUAGCAGGGGUCUCGCACGCCAAUGGCCACCCUUCAAGCAGCAGAUUUACAAUGCUGGCGAAGGCAAUAGAGUGGGAGGAUGAGAUUGCAAAGCAUAAGUGGACUGCAGAGGAACGCACUGGCUUUAAAAGGGAGGCAGGAAGAGAGCAGAACGUUUCCAGCCACCAAAACCAUCGGCCUGAUCCGCCCACUGAAGGGUGUCAAACUCAUUUGUUAUGAGGGCCAGAUAUGACAUAAAUGUGGCGGGAAAGUGGCUGCCACGUGGCAGCCUCAGCUGGCCCUAGAACAGCACUGGGGGGGGGGGGUGCCUGGCCUGGUGAGCCCGCAGCGGGCACUCAAGGGGUUGGAUCCAGCCCCCAGGCCGCAGGUUUGACACCCCCUGCUCUAACUAUUUGCUUGCUCUUGAAAAAAAAAGGGGGGGGGAGUUAGCCACUCUCCCAAAAAGUUAUAAAGUUAAUAGGAAAUGGUUUUGUAAAGGGGAAAAAAAGAACAUUUUUAAAAGGGUAGCAAAAGUUUUUUUUAAGUCCCUAGAUUUAGAAAAGAGAAACAAACCACACAAACAGAGACAACUUACGAGGGAGAAUUCUAGCCUUCUGUAAAAUCCAUAUUGCACACUAGGACUAUAAGCCAUUGCUAGCUCAUUUUGAAUUUUAAAUGUCUACUUCUCGUUUUUAUUUUAUUUUCUUUCUGUGUGGGGGAUGAGGGGUGGGGAGAAGAGAAAAAAAAAGUGAUGCUUGAAUUACCAAUGCUCUUUUUAAUGUUUUAUAAAUAUGUAUGUGUAUAUAUAUAUAUAUAAAUAUAAAAUAAUAUGUAUGCACAUAUAUAUGUGUGUGUAUAUAUCUAUAUGUAUAUACCCUAUAUGUAUAGAUAUAUAGCUAUAUAUAGGUUUUUGAGACAAAAAAAUAAUGCAGAAAGUGAAAAAAAAAAUCCUAAAACAGGACGGUGUGCUCUGAUUUUACUUGAAUUUGGUCUCCUCAGCACCUACGUUAUUAAGAACUGAAUAUUUUUCCACUUGAAUUUAGUGCUAUUAGAAAUUUAAUAUAUGUGUUUUAUUUAUUUGAUUUUUUUGCAUGACUGAUGCAAGGUUUGACAUUUUCACUCAAUAAAAACUGGAAAAAAAACAAACAAGCAAAAAAACCCAAA
Molecule: messenger RNA, 10762 nt
Organism: Sphaerodactylus townsendi
Lineage: Eukaryota; Metazoa; Chordata; Lepidosauria; Squamata; Sphaerodactylidae
Gene: CASZ1
Product: castor zinc finger 1
Exons: 20
Coding region: 223-6084 (1953 amino acids)
Biological process (GO): regulation of neuron differentiation; positive regulation of transcription by RNA polymerase II
Cellular component (GO): nucleus
Molecular function (GO): DNA-binding transcription factor activity, RNA polymerase II-specific; RNA polymerase II transcription regulatory region sequence-specific DNA binding
Source: RefSeq, a predicted model, not a curated record